AGUAAUCACCGGACAAUAAUUAGUAGCAGAGAGCGAUGAGAAAAAGUUGAAAGAGAAAUGGCGUCGAAUGCAGCUGCGCCAUUUUGGAGAUCGGCGGGGAUGACUUACAUAACAUACUCAAAUCUGUGCGCCAAUCUGGUAAGGAAUUGCCUUAAGGAACCUUACAAGUCCGAAGCCCUCACUCGGGAAAAGGUCCACUACACUAUCAGCAAAUGGGCUGAUGGCAAGCCUCAGAAACCUACCAUCCGCUCAGACACUCCGGAAGAUUGAAAAUAAGGUUGAAUGUCAGGCAUUGUUUCUUCUCGAUGUCUUUGUACUGCGUCAGCACUAUACAGAGUGCAUGUCUGCUGGAGGUUGAUUUGGGACCUUUUUAUCUUUCAAUAAUAUAGCCAAUAGAAUUUGAUCUUUUCUGUUGGAUGCAGAUCAGAUGAUAUAGUUUUUCUUGUGUUAUGUUGAAUCUUUAAUAGUUUUGAAAUCCAAGUGAAUUGAUGAUCACGAGUUGGCAUUAA
This is a messenger RNA of Solanum tuberosum (potato), 509 nucleotides long. Its product is annotated as ATP synthase subunit epsilon, mitochondrial-like. Gene Ontology annotation, cellular component: mitochondrial inner membrane. The transcript is spliced from 2 exons. NCBI's taxonomy places the organism in Eukaryota, Viridiplantae, Streptophyta, Magnoliopsida, Solanales, Solanaceae. The coding region runs from base 58 to 270 and encodes 70 amino acids. Gene Ontology annotation, molecular function: proton-transporting ATP synthase activity, rotational mechanism. The record is from RefSeq and is a predicted model, not a curated record. Gene Ontology annotation, biological process: proton motive force-driven mitochondrial ATP synthesis.